UCUGUACCCUAUUUUAUUUGGCGUAACGACGUUCAUAAAGGACAACGCUUUGAGCAUUUUGUGAUUUUAAGGGAUAUAUUUGUUGAUGAUUACCCCUCAGAUGGCCUUGCUGUGACGCAGGAAGGUCCGAAGCAGGACUGCGACAGUUCAGACACUGAUCCCUCGUACAACCGGGAUUCCCCGGUGAUAUCCGAAUCAGCGGACGUUGGCGACGAAACAGACAGGAAAGCAGAGGGCAGCGCGGCUGGCGGAAAAGAUGACGAAGCAAGGCACUCUUUCAGUGAACGACCCGACCAGGAUACGUGCGAAGUGUCGGAUCCGCAAACUGUGCGCAAGAAAAAGACGAGAACUGUGUUCAGCAGGAGUCAAGUCUUUCAGCUGGAGUCCACCUUCGACAUUAAACGAUACUUGAGCAGCUCCGAGCGAGCCGGACUGGCGGCGUCGCUUGACUUGACCGAAACGCAGGUGAAGAUUUGGUUCCAAAACAGAAGGAACAAGUGGAAAAGGCAACUGGCCGCGGACAUGGAAGCGGCCAACCUUUCCAGUUCGACGCAGAGGAUUGUCAGGGUUCCAGUUAUAUACCACGAAAGCUCCACACCUACGACUCUGGGUUUCAGCAUACCUCAAGUGUCGCCACCGUUAGUCGGCUUUUCAAGCACAGUGAAUUACCCCAUUUCACCAUUUCCCCCUUCCAUGUCGUUUAUAAGGUCGCAAAUGACAGGUCUCGUUUGAAGUUGGAUGAGAUUAUUCGGACUGGUACAUAUCGGUUUACUGUUUAAUCAACAGCGUGCAAUAACUCACACCAUGGAAAGAGCGCGUGCUACAGGAAAGAGCGCGUGCGUUUUCUGAAUCCAGAUGAAACAAACUGUCUUUUCUGGAUCCAUGAAAUAUACGUCUUUUAUCGCAAUAAAUAUUACUUUGGAAGAAGACUAAUGAAAUAAAUGUUCCAGAAAGUCUAGGUUGUGUCACGCUCACGAUUCAAAUGCAUUUUAACAUGGGAAAUUCCUUCUACGUUUUCCCCGUCUGUCACUUUUCCCACAUUAGCUAUAUCAGUAACUUCAAAUAAAAACACAUUCAUGA
Messenger RNA from Anguilla rostrata (American eel), 1080 nucleotides. It is a transcript of the gene hmx1, whose product is annotated as H6 family homeobox 1. The annotation marks the transcript as partial. The record is from RefSeq and is a predicted model, not a curated record. The transcript has 2 exons. Gene Ontology annotation, molecular function: RNA polymerase II transcription regulatory region sequence-specific DNA binding; DNA-binding transcription factor activity, RNA polymerase II-specific. Gene Ontology annotation, biological process: negative regulation of DNA-templated transcription; regulation of transcription by RNA polymerase II. NCBI's taxonomy places the organism in Eukaryota, Metazoa, Chordata, Actinopteri, Anguilliformes, Anguillidae. Gene Ontology annotation, cellular component: nucleus.